UGUCGAGAUCACCACGGAGUAUAUCCCGCAUAUUAAUCCUCGCAACAUUCUUUCUUCUGAACCACCUCGGGGGUUUCACUUACCAAGUACCCUUUCGAAGGCUAUUAUAUUAUGGAACCGCUCUGACCACCCAAAAAUUAGCCUGAAUCGCUUCGGCAGGGCAGGGCCGGCAGGCUGCCCUUAUCCACCUCAACCAUGAUCCCUUGCUCCAUGUUCGCAACCGUUGCCCUAGUCGUGGCCUUUCUCAUCCAAACAGCCGCAGCACGGAAAAACCUCAUCCUCGACACGGAUAUAUUCAGCGAUUGCGACGACGCGGCUGCCCUCCUCCUCGCUGCCACCUCUCCCGACGUCAAGCUCCUCGCAGUGAACGUCAACUCGCACUCGACCUACUCCGCGCUCGCCACCUCCGCCAUCCUCGCCCACUAUGAUCACGCCCACACUCCCGUGGGCGCCCGCCGCCCGCUGACCAACGACACGUUCUUCGAUGCCAAGGACUUUGAGCUGGGCGAGUUCGCCAGCAAAGUGGCCCGCCACUGGUCCGGCGGCACCCUCCCCUGGGGCACCGCCGAGAAGGCCUGGGACCCCAUCACGCUGUACCGCAGGACGCUCGCCGCCUCCGAGGACGGCAGCGUCUCCAUCGUCUCCCUCGGCUUCCUCGACAACCUAGCCGGCCUCCUCGACUCGACCGCCGAUGACUACUCCGACCUCUCCGGCCCGGACCUCAUCUCCGCCAAGGUCUCCGAGCUGGUCGUCAUGGGCGGAGGCUACCCGUCCGGCUACGAGUUCAAUUUCUUCGCCGACGACCCUUCCACCACCGCCCACGUCAUCAACGACUGGCCGGGCCGCAUGGUCUUCUCCGGUUUCGAGCUCGGCCAAUCCGUCAUGUCCGGCGACCGCUUCGUGGCCGAGGGCCCGCCCGGCGACCCCGUCCGCGCCGCCUACAUCUACCACUCCUACGGCGCACCCCACCCGUCCUGGGACCCCAUCACCGUCCUCUAUGCCAUCCGGGGACUCAGCGACACUUUCGAGUACGGCAACCGCAGGGGCUACAACCACGUCGAACCCGACGGCACCAACGCUUGGGUGGACGAUGCCAACGUCAGGAACCAGCAUUGGCUCCGACUGAAGCUCGGAAACGACACCGUCGGCGCCGAGCUCGACAGGCUUUACUUGGAGGCUGCUUGGGUCGCUGACAAUCCUCUUGUCCAAGCUGAAAUGUCUUGGAGAUCCCAUCGGCCAAUCUUCCCCAAGGCGGAGCUUUGAAGCGGCAGCUUUAUGCCGCAAUUUGCACUUGCUUUAGGAUUGCUUGAACAUGUGCUGUACGUUGCCUCCUCAUCAACAUGUAGGUAGGUAGAAUAUAUCACGUUUGAACUGGCCAACGUCCCAGCGCUACCACCUUGAUGGCGAAAGGGCAAAGUCAAACACAGAUGCCGUUCCUCAUUGCUCUUCUCCCUGGCCUCGUUUGCGUCCCACUCAAUGUUCUUAUUACCGCCAGCUUUUUCUCCAAUAGAUUCAAGAAUGACCACCACUUCGGGAGUUCCACUAAGACGAGC
Messenger RNA from Sodiomyces alkalinus F11, 1553 nucleotides. Its product is annotated as inosine/uridine-preferring nucleoside hydrolase. The transcript is spliced from 2 exons. Bases 196 to 1263 code for a protein of 355 amino acids. Gene Ontology annotation, molecular function: hydrolase activity, hydrolyzing N-glycosyl compounds. The record is from RefSeq and is a predicted model, not a curated record. Lineage: Eukaryota; Fungi; Ascomycota; Sordariomycetes; Glomerellales; Plectosphaerellaceae.